Molecule: messenger RNA, 2199 nt
Organism: Rotaria socialis
Lineage: Eukaryota; Metazoa; Rotifera; Eurotatoria; Philodinida; Philodinidae
Source: the annotation of a GenBank genome assembly
AUGACUACAGAUCUAAAUCAGUUGUCAACUGAUCGAAAAACAAUUGCAUCAGCAACCAACGCGUCACCGGAAGAACAAAAUAGUGUCAAUGUCUUGAAUACUUCGAAUUCACAGUCAGCAAUAAAUAAUAAUAAUAAAAUCGAUGAAUAUAAUACCAUAAGUGCAGCAGUAUCAUUAACAACUACAAAAGUUGAAUCUUCAACAAGUGAGAAUAAUCAGUCAGGUAUGGACACUGCUUUUUCUAUGACAAAUGUGCCUCCACCUAACAAUCUGGAAUCCGAAGCGAUGGAUGACAAUAACGUAGUGUCAAAAGAAAAUCCGAACACUGGUGAAGACAAUAGUCAGCCAGAAGUUGAAGGUCCUAUGGAUACGUCACCUCCCUUAUCAGAUGUUGCUCGAAAAAUGAGCGAAACAGUCAAUGUUAACAAUACUGAUGAUGCCACCUCAGCUGAUGAAGUUGUUAUGGAUUUUUCAAAUAGUGAAGCUUGUUCGAAUGGCGAUUCUAAGAAGGAAAAAGACGAAAUAGACAAUCACGCACCGUUUCUUGAUUUGGCUCAAAAUUAUCCAACAGCUUCAAAUGGUUUAUCCGAUCAUUCAGAUGUCACUGCAUCGAUAGAUUCACGAUACCUUGCUAGCGGAGAAGGCUCCCACAGCGAUGUACCACACAAUAGUGGUAUGAAAGGCGUUGCAGAAGAAACCACACCUGCAGUUACCAUUUCAGAUGUUUCAACACCUACAUUUCCCUUGCUCUCACAAAGCAAUCUAGUAACAAACGCAGAGGAAUCUUCUACUGGAUCAAUAACUAAGAACGAGAUACAAUGCGAGGUGAUAACUCAUCCGUCUACUAUUGCGAUUUCACUUAUUGAUGGUCCACCUCAUGAUGUUACACCUCCUGAUGUCCCACUUACUGAUGUUACACCUCAUGAUGUUCCACCUCAUGAUGUUCCACCUCAUGAUGUUCCACCUCAUGAUGUUACACCUCCUGAUGUCCCACUUACUGAUGUUACACCUCAUGAUGUUACACUAAAAGCUAUCGAUUGGUUCAAUCUUCAAUUUCAUGAUAAAGAAAGAACAAUAGUAAAAAAGCCUGAUCAGCUUGAAAAUGAAAUGGAUGAACCUAAUGGAAGCAUUAGUGACGAAAUUUUGAAUCGUAUUCAAGGAUCAAUGAUAGGAAUGGCUUUAGGUGAUGCUCUUGGUGCUCAUGUAGAAUUUCGACCACAUCAGUUUCUAGUUGACACACCAGUUACUGAUCUUGAAUCUGGAGGAACAUGGGGUCUUAAUAAAGGACAAUUUACCGAUGAUACUUCAAUGGCUCUUUGUUUGGCUAAUUCACUAGUAGCCUGUCGAGGUUUUAAUCCUUAUGAUCAAUUAGUUCGCUACAAAUGGUGGUACAAAUUCGGAUAUAUGUCAUCAACUGGACAUUGUUUUGAUAUUGGAGCAGCCACUGGUAAUUCUCUACGAGAAUUUGAGCAUCGUCAAGAUAUAUUUGCCGAGAAAUUCAGUAUUCCCUUGACAAAUAUAGAUCAACCUCCUAAUGGUGAACUAGUUCAGAAAUUUAAUGUAUACUGCAGUGAAGACGGUGUUGCAGGCAACGGAGCUCUUAUGCGUCUCACACCGGUACCAUUAUUUUUCUAUAGAUAUCCUCCCAUAGCUGUUGAAUAUUCAGGUAUUAGUGGACAAAUCACUCAUGGAGAUAGAAAAGCAUACGAUGCAUGUCGUUACUAUGGUGCUUUAAUUGUUGCUGCUCUUCAUGGUUAUACAAAAGAACAAUUACUCGAUAAUGAAUUUUACUCGAAACACACAGAAUGGUUUCGUAACAAUCCGCUUCACCCUGACAUCGAGUCAAUUGCUAAAGGAUCAUACAAAAAAGAUGGAUACAAUGCUGGUAUUCGAGGAAAAGGUUAUAUAGUUGCUGCUCUAGAAGCUGCUCUAUGGGCAUUUUGGUCUGAUGACAAUUCAUUUGAAAAGGGUGCUCUUGCUGCUGUCAAUCUUGGUGAUGAUACAGACACAACAGCUGCUAUCUAUGGACAAUUAGCUGGAGCUCAUUAUGGUUAUCGAAAAUUACCUGAAUGUUGGCUUCAACAUGCAUAUGCUAAAACAUUCAUGGAAAAAUUAAGCAAAUGGAUUGCAUAUGAAGGAGAAUCUUGGCAAAAACCAAUCGAACAUACUGUUUCUCAAGCACCGAUAAGUAAUAUCUAA